AUCAUGCGGAUACCAAGAACGGCUCUCCCAGCGCAACACUUCCUAGUGGAGCUAGACCUUCCCAUGCAAUGACAUGGCGCUUGGUUACAGCCAAUCACAACUCAGGUGAACAUCUUGAGAAAGGUAGGGCAGAACAGAGGAACCUUUCUCCUAUUCGAGAGGAACCCGCGGAGGAGCCCCAUCCCGUCAGUCCUUUCGGAAUAAGAGGGAUACGCCAGGUGAACCCUGAGGACAGGCCAAUAAGACCUGCGGUGGGAGAAAGACAAAAAACAUUUGAAGAUUUUCUCGAGGAGCAGCUCAAAGUCGAGGGAAACUCUCUGUCAGAGGCAAAUCAGAGCGAUAAAGACACCCAGAUGCAUCCAAAGAAGUUCUUGAGAAAAGGGGAUGGUGUGACCAGCAUUGGCAAGAUCAAAGUCAGAAUUUCCGAUUUGCUUAAGUCACCCAGUGAAGUAGUAGAUCGGUGGGAAGAUACUGCUGCUCAGAAUGUGGGCCAAAUAUUUGUAGAUAAGAAAGCAAAAACUACCAAGCAAAAUGCCACGAAAUCGAUCACGGCUGCUGCAGGACACCUUCGCUGCACUGUUGAGAAUGACGCAAGUCCAGUAUCCCAGUGUCAGACUUCAGUUAGUUACAUAAGUGCAUCACAUGCAUCUGAGAAUAAAAGGACAGACUCUCAUGAUCACAUCCAGUACAGCAACUUAAGGACAAACAGCCUCCAUCAGACCUCUGCAACUUCAUCAGACAGAAAGGUCACCUUUGGGGCAACACCACAGACUGCAGGCGGUGUUGCCUUUAAAAAGGUAAAUGACCAGAUUGUGCGUGUGUGCCAGAGAGCUCCUCGUGGCACAGACAGGGUCCAGUCCAGCAUCGAGCCUGCCGUGCCAGACAUGCUUAGCCUAGCCACAGAGCUUACGCAGUCUCUGCACUGCGCUACCUCAGGUGAGAGCAGCGGCAGUGAGGAUGACCCUGAGUCACAGUGUCACAGGGACCCCAUGCCCCCAACCCCACCUGCCCCUUGUCAGGAGUACCAUAACCUGGACCUAUCAGAUGGAGACUAUGCCAGCGAUGCCCCCAGUGAGGCUGGGCCUUGUCGCCCUGUUCAAACCCGGACCUGUAGCAUCAACAGUCCCCAGCUCCCCUACUCCAGUGACGACAGUGACUCAGAACUAACACACUUGAGCUGGAACAGGACAGACCAUUCAAAGAAACCAGCAGAGGUCAAAAUGAUGUCUGCUUCACAGCUGCUCGCCAGCAUUUUCCCCCAGAUUGAGCCUGCUGACAAAAAGACUGUCAAUGACAAACUGAAAGAGAAAUUUGUGAGCGCAAAGAACAAUAGGCAUGGUGAUCGGGCACCAGCACAAACACAGAGAGAUCUUACUCAAGCCAUUAAGGCUGAAGUGAAACAUGACACAUUGUUGGAUGAAUUAAAAAACAAGCAGGACAAGGCUAUGCAGUUUCUCAGAGAUAGCAGGAGAAAUGAUGAAAAAUCCACAAGGGGCGAAAUGGAUAAUGGCGUUGCCCUGCUCCAUCAGCAGAUCCAGGCUAUGCAGGAGCUUGUCCAGCAGAAGGACAAGGAGUGGUCCAGGGCUCAUGGGCACCUGCAGAGCCGUAUGGACUUGCUAAUAAGGGAGAACCAGGAACUGAGAGGCAGGCUCACCAGGGCCGGCCCUGCCACUCAAACACCUCCCCCACUUCACCAACCUCUCGUUAACGCUACAGAACAGCAGAAGUCCUCCAAGCAAAUUAGUGUGGGCCACCACUCCAGAAUUCCUACUCCUGCUUUUGAUAACACUCAGGACCCUCAUAAAGCAGCUCAAUCAAGGAUGUUUGUGCCAAAUCAAACCUUUCAUACCAGUGUCCAGAAAGCCAAAGACCAAAGACCAAGCACACCCUUCAGAAUGUCCUCCGCAAACUCAGGAAGCCUUGAGGGCACACAGAGCCAGGUCACACACCACAGGUCGCACGUCAAUAAUGGCAGAAAGGCAUCAUGGGUGUCCGAAGACAGCCCGAGGAAGCUAUUAGACCGGCCAUAUAAGACCUGGACCCCCAGAGGCAGACGGACACCACCGGUCACCCAGACAACCUCCUCUGAUUCUGAUCACAUGGACAAUAAUAAACCAUCAGCACUGCAGGGCACGGAGAAUGACGUGAGAGAGGAAAUACUCUACCCAGAUGGAAAGGUUGAACAAAUUCUUUCCUCUGGUUGCCGAAUUGUUAUAUAUCGAAAUGGUACCAAAAAGGAAGUAUCCGCAGAUGAGAAAUCAGUGACGAUUACAUUCUUCAAUGGUGAUGUCAAACAAAUAUUAGCUGAUGGUAAAGUGGUGUACUACUAUCAUGAUUCUCAGGCAUCACACACCACAUUCCCCUCUGGCCUGGAGGUCCUGCACUUUGCAAAUAACCAAACAGAAGAACAUCAUCCUGAUGGUAGCAGAAAUAUUAUUUUCCCUGAUGGCACAAUCAAGCACAUUUUCCCUGAUGGUCGAGAGGAAAGCACCUUUCCCGAUGGCACUGUGGUUAAGUUAACAGAGAAUGGGGAAAAGUCUGUGGACUUCACGAAUGGACAGCGCGAGAUUCACACUUCACUGUACAAGAGGAGGGAGUACCCAGAUGGAACUGUGAAGACAGUGUAUUGGAAUGGAAGACAAAAGACACGUUCAACAGGGAAGGUCGGCAUCAGGCACAAUGAGAUGACUAGGGUUAAAAAAUAAGGAUUCCUUUCAACUAUUGUUUAUUUUGUUUUAUCAAAAUGUGCAUACCUUAUAUUCCAUCACAUCUAAUGCUAAUAAUACAAUGCUGUCAUUUUGUCAUUUUGUAGAAAAUGUAUUUCAAAUAUGUAACCUAUGUGUGGAGUGUAGUCUGCUUUAUUUUUUUUUACUAGACUUGGAUGAAUUGCAUAACCUAUACUCAGUAAUAGGCCUAAUGUCCAAUACACCCAGAAAGUAAGCAAAUACGCCACCUUCAUCUCAACAAACCAGGCUUAGUGCAGUCAUUCUCACAAUCACCAAAUAAGCUAUGACAGAUUUAGCAUAUAGGACUACUAUUAUGUCAAACUGACCUGUUUAUUUGAUAACCUGGUUUUUUUUUAUUUAUUUUUUUUAAUCAGAUUUUCCUGGUUAAUGUGGAAACGGUGGCCAUUAAGCAUAAAGUGAUUAAAAAGUCCUGAUGAGAAGAUUAA
Alosa alosa (allis shad) is the source of this 3172-nucleotide messenger RNA. Its product is annotated as centromere protein J. The record is from RefSeq and is a predicted model, not a curated record. Gene Ontology annotation, biological process: centriole elongation; cilium assembly. The transcript is spliced from 16 exons. Gene Ontology annotation, cellular component: centrosome; centriole; nucleus. Bases 69 to 2705 code for a protein of 878 amino acids. Lineage: Eukaryota; Metazoa; Chordata; Actinopteri; Clupeiformes; Clupeidae. Gene Ontology annotation, molecular function: tubulin binding.